Messenger RNA from Colletotrichum tamarilloi, 99 nucleotides. RefSeq lists its product as uncharacterized. Lineage: Eukaryota; Fungi; Ascomycota; Sordariomycetes; Glomerellales; Glomerellaceae. The coding region runs from base 1 to 99 and encodes 32 amino acids. The record is from RefSeq and is a predicted model, not a curated record. The transcript has a single exon.
AUGAUGAUGACGAUGGUGGUACAGGCUGCUGCUUGGUUUGGUCUUGUCUGCAGCAGAAGCUUGUGCACUCGUGCUGGACUCUACAUGUGUUUCUGCUAA